Molecule: messenger RNA, 2825 nt
Organism: Zychaea mexicana
Lineage: Eukaryota; Fungi; Mucoromycota; Mucoromycetes; Mucorales; Lichtheimiaceae
Exons: 14
Coding region: 99-2342 (747 amino acids)
Cellular component (GO): recycling endosome
Molecular function (GO): guanyl-nucleotide exchange factor activity
Source: RefSeq, a predicted model, not a curated record
CUGUGUCUUUCUUUUAACGUUUGCCUUUUUUUUUCUUUCCGCCAACCCUUUUCUUUUCUCUCUCCCUCAUUUUUUCCUUCCUCUCAAUAACUAAAUAUAUGGAAUCGGAUCUCUCCAGCUCGCGAAUUACUUCGUCCAUGCAAUCUUUAUUAAGCGAUGACGAUGCAGACGACGAUCUAUCAAUGGCGUCGAAUCGAGCAGCAGGAGCAGCGCGUCCGUGGUCCUAUGCAUCGAGUAACCCGCGGAGCUCGUUGACAUCGCCGUCGUCGCCCUCUGCAUCUCCAGCAGUAGCACGACGAGCCAUGGCAGCAACAGCACGUCACCAAGAAGCAGAUAUUGGCGACACGCCUCGACUCUAUUCUAUACGGAAACAACCGUCGUCUCAAUCCUAUUUGAGCUCUCGCCUAGAAAAGUCAAGCUCGGAACCGAAUCUUUUGGAAGAACUAGCAUCUGCUCAGUGUCGACACUCAUCGCCUCCUCCUCCUCCUCCUCCUCUUCCUCCGCCAUCCUCAUUAUCACAGCAACCCUCUCCACAACAUCAUCAUCAUCUAUUACCAGCACAAUCACAGCCAACAUCGGCUGGAUCCAUCUUACAGACAUCAUCGUCGUCGUUAGCACAUACCAAUUAUAACAGCAGCGAUGAUGAAAACGUGAUGGGCGUGGAUAUUACAGAAAACGGGGCAAAGGAUGCCAUGCUAAAGCUGGAACCGGCAGAACUGCAGCAUUUCCGGAGAUGGGUUAUUGGCUUUUGUAUCGUCAACUUUGAUCUGGAGAUUGGACAAGCGCUUGAUUAUGUGUAUCCGCCUAUGGAACUCACAGACGACGAAAAGAAAAACAUCUGUUUUUCAGCGUUCCCAGACUCAAACGUGUUUGAAGUGGGCGAUCAAGUGUACAAUGUCCGAGUGCGCGCCAGUACUGCUGGAUUGGCUGUAUCUGGACCAACAACCAGCGCGGGAUUCCUUUAUGGUUAUGUUUUCUUUCGACAGAAAAAGGAUCCACGAAUUCGUCGGGGCUAUUUCCAGAAAUCAUUGGUGCUAUUGUCACAGCAUCCCUAUGUUGGGCUGUUCUCUCGGAUAGUGGCUAUUUUGGGCCCUUCGUUCUUUGACACCGGUCAGCCCAUGUUGGAGGCUGCAUGCAUGAAUAUCGCUCAUUGGGGUGCAGUGAUUGAAGGCAAAGUUCUUGAUUUACCUUUUCUGGGGCAAUUACUGCAAGUCGAGAUCUCCCGUCCGUACGAACCUCAGUUGUUAGAAACGACAUCAUUCGAUAUGAACAGAUUACAACCAGAUAUGCAGAUCAUGGCUUCCUUACCAGUCGGGGGAUUAUACCAUCAUUUCAAAGAUAUCCUUCAAGACUUGUGGCUAUUAUGGGAGUUGAUGCUGUUAGCAGAACCAUUGGUUGUGAUAGCACCGGAUCCAGGUGUCUGCAGUGAGGCGGUGGUAUCAAUGGUGGAUCUCAUUAAUCCCAUCCCUUAUUGCGGAGACUAUCGUCCAUACUUUACGAUUCAGGAUACAGAUUUCAAAUCGUUUGUCACGAAAAGCAAGCCACCGACAAACCUUAUCCUUGGAGUUACCAACCCAUUCUUCAAUACUGCGAUUGAACACUGGCCGCAUGUGGUGCGGGUAGGCAGACAGCAAUUAAGGAAACCGGACGGCACUUUGAUAUCUGCCCACGGUAAUCAUGUAAGGACGCAUAAACCCAAGGCCGGCUUGGGUGCCAAGUCCAAUAUCCUAUUUGAAUUUGUUCAGGGGGUGACAUCGAAGCGUAAGGCAGUUAUUGCCAAGGACCGACAACUGCUCAAGAUGCUGACAGAAGCAAGCAUGCGUGGACAUCCACCGGAUUGGGUGCUUAAUAACAUGUUGCGACGGCACUUUGUGGAUCUCACGGGAAAGUUCCUCGUGCCACUGGAUCGCUAUUUUAGCACGCUUAUACCUGCACCCGUGCAAUACCAGACGGACGCUGUUGCUGGGCCUCCUCAAUUGAGACCGUUCCAGACCGAGCAGUUCAUCAAGUCGCUCAAGGAACAUCAACGGCAGCUGCCGUUCAAAUCCACGUUCAAGACUCGCACAGCAACCGCAGAUCCCUUGCGAGAUCUGUACGCACAGUUCUUAAAGUGCGGCAACUUUGCGACAUGGCUGCAGCAUCGCACAACCGAGGCACAGAACGAGAUCAUGAAGCAGUACAUCCAAAGGCUGGUCGAGGAAGCAGACUCGCGGAGCUCGGUCGACUUGAAAUCCCGUAUUCGGGAUGUGCUGUACCCGUCGUCGUCAUCGACACUUUCCAGCUUCUCGGCGACGGAGCAGCAGCGAGACCAAUUGAUGCGCGCAUUGGGCGAACGGGACUAAGAAAAAGACAAGAACAAGAAAACAAGCUGCACAAAGAUUUGCUAAAUUGGGACAGCCUUGGGCACACAGCAACGUGUCCGGGCUGGCUUUUUAUGGCAGGGUGCCAACAGCUUUACUUUGUUCUAUUUUUUAUUCGUCUUUCUCUCCUCUCUUUCUCUCUCUUCUUCUCUUCACACUUACACACUUACACACACACACACACACACAACGCCCCUUUCUUUCUUUCUUUCUUUCUUUCUCUCCAUUCCCAUCCGCUUCUCUCUUUCUAUCUUUGUUCUUCAAACUGCGUCGCAGCACACAUCACAUACACCCCAACUCAUACCUUUGCAUUAACCCUUAUUCAUGUCCAGCUUUUCAUCUAAACUCUCGAGGGUCCGCUCCGUCAAACUAUCUGCCUUUGCCCAUCGACAACAACAACAACAACAACAACAACGCUCACCGUCACCGAACCCGCCGCCAUCAUCCUCCACGCCAUCACAGCAG